Messenger RNA from Geodia barretti, 735 nucleotides. The record is from the annotation of a GenBank genome assembly. Lineage: Eukaryota; Metazoa; Porifera; Demospongiae; Tetractinellida; Geodiidae.
AUGACCCCUACAAUGUACUCGCCUGAUGGAAGAAUAUACCAAGUCGAGUACGCCAUCGAGACGGUAAAGCGCGGAACUCUGGCGAUAGGAAUCAAAACCCAGAAUGGGGUUCUAGUGGCAGUAGAAGAGAAGGCCAGGGCUCUGCAGACAUCGAACAUAACGCAGAAGAUCUUUCAGGUGGAUCGGCACAUAGGCGUGGCGGCGGCAGGAUACAUUCCGGAUGCCAGAAUACAGGUGGAUCGGGCCCGGCUCUUUGCCCAGAGCAACAAGAUAGCGUACGACGAGUCAGUGGAGGUCGAGACGGUCUCAAAGCACCUGGCAGAUCAGUGUCACCAGUUUACCCAGUACUCGGGCGUUCGGCCUUACGGCGUAUCCCUGAUAAUUGCAGGAGUCGACCAGAAGGGCGAGUCAGUCUAUGUCACGGAUCCCAGCGGGACGUAUGUCUCCUUUGCGGCAGUGGCGAUAGGCGCGGGGGCCGAAGAGGUGAACGAUUUUCUGGAGAAGGCAUACGCCGACAACAUCACGCUGGAGGAGGGUGCGGCACUGGCAAUUGCAGCUGUAAACCUCAAGUCACACAACGAAGACGGCGUCAAGCACAUCAAGAUGGCGUUCAUCUCAUCUGACACCAAGUCACUUGAAAAAGUCUCAGACGAGGACCUGCAAAAGUACUCGAAACUGGCGCUCGAAAAGUUCAAGAACAAUGCAUAACGGGCCAUCCGUUCCCGGUGGCAGGUG